GUGGCUGUUCACAUCAAAAUGAGGAUGCUGUGUCUGUUUUUGCUUUUUCAUGAGAGCCUGCCGCUUCGAUGUGACACGAACCAGAUCACGGCUCAUUUUGCAGGAGAAUUCAUUCUUUCCUGCACAUAUGGUGCAGACAGUUAUCGGUUUAGUAAAAAGUACUGGUGCCGAGGGGAGUCUAGAGACAACUGUGAGAUUAUACUGGAUUCAGAAGGACGGGCUAAAUCUACAAUCACACACAGGUCUCGUAUUGUGGAUGCAGGAGGAACAAAGUUCUUUGUGAAAGUCACAAAUCUCCAGUUCAGUGAUACUGGUGCAUACUGGGUUGGGAUUGACAAAGUCUAUGCUGACAUCAUGACUUCAGUUAAAGUGACUGUCACUGAUGUUCCUGUCUCUAAGCCCAGACUUUGGCCCCUGAGUCCUCUGGAGAGCAGGCUGACAUGUUGGGGACAGCCGGUGAUGGUGCGCUGUGGUAGUGACUGGGGCACCAGCAUCCGUUACACUUGGUACUAUGAGCAGAACAUGCUACGCCGCUCUUCAGACUUAAAGCUGUACUGUGGAAGACUGAAAAGGGACAACGUUGAUUAUUACUCUAUCGCCAGUAAUGACGUGAGCAGUCAAAGGAGUGAAACCCUCUCUGUGAAGGUUCUGAUUCCUUCAGACAGUGACUGCAUCUAUGUCAUUAAGAUGCAAGGAGCCUUCCAGGGCCAGCUGAUGAGAAGCAUCCCCCCAGCAUGAUGCUGCCACCACCAUGCUUCACAGUUUAACUCUCUAAGUUAAAUCAGAUGCACUGUACAUGCUUACCUCCUCUAUUCACAGUAAAUCCAACAGAUCUCAUUAAGAUAUAAACAUUAAAUUCUGAAACACAAUCUAAUUUAAAAAGAAUUUAUAACGCACUUCAAUCAAAAGCUGUAUAGAACUUAUUCCUGGGGUCUGGUCUGAGGCUUCAUGUUCCUUUUUAUCAAUAGGUCAACCUGUUUAUGACUGUGCUGACAGAAUGACAACAACCACCAUCUCAACAACCACCAUCUCAACAACCACCAUCUCAACAACCACCAUCUCAUCCACAAUUUUAACCACGACUCCUUCCCUGACCACCUCCACAUGCCCAGCUACCACAGAAAUCCACACUGCAGCAACAAACCAAUCUUCACCCGUCCUUCAGACUGAUCAAGAACCUUUUUUCUGCAGGACACUGAUGGGGUUUCCAUUGUGGUACACACUUCUACGCUGGAUUAUCUUUGCAUCCUUGCUGAUAUUCUUGUGCACAUUUCUCAUUUGUAUGAACUCACGACAAAAAAAACGUGCCAGAAGGAGGAGGAAGAGGCAGGCUCGAUUCAGACAUUUGGCUCGGUGACAUCCAUCAUAGAGUGGCGUUUCUUUUCAAGUCCUAUCAGCAGAUGCCCUGGUUUUGUAAUGUCAAGCUGAAUCAAAGUUUUUUUUUUAGUAACGUGUUUAUUUGAGUAGAGACAGGGCUGCAAUGCAUGGCAGCAUGUUUAUUGGACUGUCUCAAUACUGCAGUUAUGUUUUUAUAAAUUUUGUAUGUGAGAAAUUUGGAUUUUUGGCACCACCACGUCGUUUAUUCUGAAAACAAUAUCAGGUCCCUUUCAGUCACUUAUGUCGUCUUAAGCUCCAUAAAGUAAUGGAGAAACAUACCACAGACUUCCUAAAGUAGAUAGCACUGAAUUAAAAUUGUGUGCACCUUAUACACUGAAAAAAGUAAAACAUUGGUUGAACCUAAAAGAAAAUGAGGUAAUCAAUCACACGAAACAUUUUGAAUUGAAUCAAUUUUUUUUAAUUAGGUAAAUGUAAAUUUUUUAAGUUCAUAGAAACUAUGUUUAAAGGUUUAGCAAACCUAUUGUUUUAGAUUGUCCUAAACUAAAAUAAAAAAUUUCCCUUAAUCAACCGAUAUAAAUAUUCCACUCAUUUGAACUCAAAAUGUUUAAGUUCAUACAACCAUUUUAUAAAGGUUGGUGGGGGCUGGAGCCAUUCCCAGCCAGUUUAGAGUCACCAUUUAACCUAAUGAGCAUUUUUUUGAAGGUUGGAGGAGGCCAGGGUACCCGGAGAGAACCCCCACGUGCACAGGGGGAACACGCUAACUCCGCACAGAAAGGCCCAGACCGGGAAGUGAACCAGCAGUCUUCUUACUGUGAGGCAACAGCGCUAACCCCUGCGCCACCAUGCCUCUCACAAGCCUUGAAAGUCACCUCAACAAAUUUUUCCUGACAACUCUUGCUUCUUUGGCCCAAUGGGAGAGCAGAGAUGUAAUAAAGAGGACAUAUUUUGCCCUUUAAGACAAGUUUUUAUUGGUCUCAGAGGUCCCCAAAACAUGCCUGUGAAGUUUAUUGCUGAAAAAACAGUAGUAUAGGAUCCUUGCAGGAAAUGGAUGUUGCUCUCCUGAUGUUUCAGGCACUUCUAUCCAAAGUUUGGGCUCUGACUGGGAUUUGAACCAUCAAUCUCCCAGUCAAAAGUCAGCAGAGUAGCUAGGAAGGUCAGCAAUCAAAAUGUCCUUUUUAACAUUUAUUCAGGCAUAACAGGCCACAACGGACGUGUUUCAACACGUAGGUCAAUGCUGGAUGCCCGUGCUGGAGUGUAGAGGGAGAGCCUCUCAGAAAGUGACGGCUGCUGUUGCAUCAAGUGUUUUUUGAAUCCACUCAGGAUGUUGUUACGAAUAUGCAUGAGCACAGCAGGCUUAAUGCAAUAAAAAUACAUUGAUCCAAUUUAAUUUGGUGUCCAGCUGCCAGUUUAAAUAAAAAUAAAAUAGGUUCAACCAUCAAGAUAAUUUAUAAGAUUUAGAUUUAAUGAACAAAUCAAUAAUUUUAGGCUGUUAUAAAAUGAAAAAUCACAUCAAUCCUACAACAGCAUUGUUUUACUUUUUUCAGUGUAUAAACAGAACCAUAUAGGGAAGCCCUCAUCCUUUCUCAUGGACUCAAAAAUGUGAGGAAAAAAUAAAUAGAUAAUUAAAAGAAAAGGGGAAAACAAAUCCUUUAGCUACCUGUUAACAAGCUACAACAUGGUGAUCAAUAGUGAAGCUAAAACAUUAGCUAGCAGUCUGCAGCCAUAUAAAAGGCCUGAAUUCUGCAGCCAGACUGUCUUGGGGAAAAUUUUUACAAUUUAGUCCAGGUGGAAUCAUUAACACUAUUCUGCCUCUCAGCUGUAUAAAGCAGGGACCCCAGGUUUGGCAGGUUGCAACAUGAUUUGGUACCAGAUUUAGGUAAAAUAAUAAAUGCUUGGACUAAAAGUAAAGACUA
Molecule: messenger RNA, 3251 nt
Organism: Cheilinus undulatus (humphead wrasse)
Lineage: Eukaryota; Metazoa; Chordata; Actinopteri; Labriformes; Labridae
Exons: 5
Coding region: 19-738 (239 amino acids)
Source: RefSeq, a predicted model, not a curated record